Messenger RNA from Pundamilia nyererei, 1855 nucleotides. RefSeq names its product CD209 antigen-like. The transcript is spliced from 7 exons. The record is from RefSeq and is a predicted model, not a curated record. Lineage: Eukaryota; Metazoa; Chordata; Actinopteri; Cichliformes; Cichlidae. The coding region runs from base 157 to 1449 and encodes 430 amino acids.
UGAUGUGGGACAUCCUUUUUUCACUACAAUAUAUAAUACUGAGUUAACAUUCAUUUUUUAUUGGUCAGUGGCAGAAUCUUUUUUGAAUUCACUGUUAUUGUGCGUAUUUAGCUAAGUGCGAGGUCUUACCUGAACAGAAAAAAAUCCAGAACAUUAAUGGACACAAUGGAAAUUGAUGACACCUUAUUAUAUAUGGACGGCAAUCUCAUCACUCAAGUGAAUUUUCGCAGAAGAAACCAGAUCCUCAGAUGUGUCACUGUGAGCCUCGGAUUACUGUGUGCUGUCCUGUUGUGCAGUAACAUAAGUCAAUUUAUAUUCUAUGAGAUCAUCCAUCCUACAUCAGGAGACCAAACACAGCCAUAUCACAAUACACUCACUCAAAAUAAGGAGAAACUCCAAAAUGAUAAUGACAACCUGACUGCAGAGAGGGACAGACUGGAGAUCAGUUAUGAUGCUUUGAGUAAGGAGACUAGACAGUUAAAGAUCAUACUGAGCAACCUCACAAAAGACAAAGAUGAGCUGCAGCACUAUUACAGUUAUUUGAUUACUAAACGUAAUGAGCUGCAGGCCAAUUUCAGCAAUGUGAAAAAUGAGAAGGACCGGUUACAAACAAAUUUCAUCAACUUAAAACAAGAGAGAGAUCAAUUCGAGACAAACUACACUGACAUGCAGAGGAAGCUUGAGGGCUUACAGACUAAUCACAAUAAUCUGACAGCAACUGCAGAGCAGCUACAAACCAGCUACAAUAACCUCCAAAGAGAAAAGGAUGCAUUAAGCGUUCUUUUUACUGCACUGAGAGUAAAAGAAGUCCAGCUAGAAGGUAAUUACACUGUGUUAAAGAGGGAGAAAGACCAGUUACAAAGAAGCUACAAUAGUCUGAAUAGAAACAAACAUCAAACUGACCAGAGCUAUAACACCCUGCGGAAAGACAAAGAGCAACUUCAAACCAGGUAUAAUACUUUGAGGAAGGAAAAGGAACAGUUACAAACCAACUACAGUCGUUUGACUACAGCUAGAGAAGAGUUACAAUCGAAAGUCAAAAGGAUGACCACUAAACUAAGCGGCAUUCCUUGUCAGGCCCACUGGAGAAGGUUUGACAUAAGCUGUUAUUUUGUCUCAACCUUGAAGAAAAACUGGACAGAAAGCAGAAAAGCCUGCAUCGCUGAAGGUGCAGAUCUACUUGUCAUAGACAGCGCUGAGGAACAGCUUUUUGUCAACGAAUUACUGGACAAGAGCGAGAGGCAAAAUGCUUGGAUUGGCCUCACUGACACACUUACAGAGGGGGUUUGGACCUGGGUGGAUGGGACCCCUAUUACCAUAGAAUACUGGCAGCCUGGGCAGCCUAAUGACUUCAAAAGCCAGGACUGUGGAGAAUAUGUUUCAACUGAUAAAGGAUCAUGGAAUGACGAUGGCUGUUUCGCAGCACAAAAUUAUAUUUGUGAGAAAUAAGAUCAACAUGACUUACAGUGUUAACUAAAGGUUUGGACUGGGGUUCUUAAGUUUAUUAAUAGACAAUAUUCCAGAUUUUUGGCUCUGUCAUCAUAAAAAACACCCACACAAGUUCAUUUCAAUUCAGUUUUAUUUAUAUGGCACCAAAUUACAAUGACAGUAGCCUCUAUGUCCUUUAUUUUGUAGGGUAAAGAAAAAUAGCAAUAAUCCAGCCUGGAAGUAACAAAUCCAUGGAAUAGUUUUUCAGCAUCACUCUGACACAAAAUGCUUCUAAUAUUGGAGAAAAUGAGCAAUUAAUUACCCUAAGUAUUGUCUUUGAAGCCAAAUCCUGAUGAUUUUAACUUACCAUAUUCAUCUGUUCCAAAGAGUUUUGUUUUUGCCAGAACUGAUAAAAAAAAAAAAAAAG